GGCACCGCCCCGCCCGGGAGGGCCCGCGCAGCGCGGCACGCUGGGAAAUGGAGUCCGCUCUCAGGCGGGGUGGCGGCCAUGCGGUGCCGGCCCGGCCGCGUCUCCGAUCCCCGGCUGAAGCAGCGCAUCAAGCAGUAUCUUGCAAGUAGUAAAUGUGGGGAGUAUGUUGACAUUGGAAUUCUAGCAUCUGAUUUGCAGAAAACCUACAGUGUAGAUUAUGGACGAAGAAAGAGAAAUGCCUUUAGGAUACAAGUUGCAAAAGUGUUUGAAAUAAUCAGUAAUGAAAAAGAACGCGAAGAUUUGUCAGUUUUAGAAUCUGAACAUGUGGCAAAAAGAGCAAGACAACAAGAGAAAAAUGACACCACUGGAAGUGGCACAGAUGACUCUGACUAUGAUGAUUAUCCAGAAGAUCUAUCUGCAAAUCACAUGAACAGUUCCCUGCUGAGCUUAUACAAGAAAGGAAAUCCUGAUUCUGUUCCAUCCACUCCAAAAAAUGACCCAGUGGAGACCUCUCCUCGUGUGAGAACAGCACCUCACACAAGCACCCUCGCACCAGAAUCCAGAGGUGAAAGACGAAUCUCUGAUGGUGGCUGGUUCAUUGAUAAAACUCCUGAUGGGAAAGACUUCUUCAUUGACCUUUCUGAGGAUGGAGAAGGAGAGGAAAAGAAAGUGAUUUCUGAGAAACCAACAGAAUUUUCUGUCUUGGAGAGUGAAAGAAAGAAGACAAAGGGCAGGAGAGCAAAAAGGAAAAAAGGAGAAUUUCCAGACGUAGAUGGAGAAAUUGAAUCCAUGUUACUUAAGAAAGUGAGAAAUAAGGGGUCAGAGCUUUACCACCCUUCAGUGAAGUUUGAGGAUGUAGGAGGCAAUGAUGAAACAUUAAAGGAAAUAUGCAAGAUGCUCCUUCACAUCCGUCAUCCUGAGGUCUACACCCACUUAGGAGUGGUUCCACCUCGGGGCUUUCUUUUGCAUGGGCCACCGGGAUGUGGAAAGACCCUGCUGGCACAGGCAAUUGCUGGGGAGCUGGAGCUCCCAAUGCUGAAGGUGGCAGCAACAGAGAUUGUGUCUGGAGUGUCAGGGGAAUCUGAGCAGAAACUGAGAGAGCUGUUUGAUCAGGCUGUGUCCAGUGCUCCCUGUGUCCUCUUCAUUGACGAGAUCGAUGCGAUCACCCCAAAGAGAGAAGUCGCAUCCAAGGACAUGGAGCGGAGGAUUGUAGCUCAGUUCCUCACUUGUAUGGAUGACCUGAAUAAUGUGGCUGCCACCACCCAGGUCCUUGUUAUUGGAGCAACAAACAGACCUGACUCCCUGGACCCUGCACUGAGGAGAGCCGGGAGAUUUGACAGAGAAAUUUGUUUAGGGAUCCCAGAUGAAGGGGCAAGAGAGAAAAUUCUUCAGACUUUGUGUCGCAAACUGAAGCUCCCGGAGUCGUUUGAGUUCCGUCAUUUGGCACGGCUGACUCCGGGCUAUGUGGGGGCUGAUCUGAUGGCCCUGUGCCGUGAGGCAGCCAUGGGCACAGUCAACAGGGUCCUGAUAACAUCUGGGGAGCACCACACACCUGGGGGGAGCACGGCUGAAGGAAGCCCAGGGGUAGGAGCAGACAUCCUGGAGGAAGAGGGCAACAACCAACCACAACUUCCACCUAAGGAUGAAUUGCAGAGACUUUUGGAUUUGCUGAAGGAGCAAGCCCCCUUGCCUGAGGAGCAGCUGCAGAAGCUGUGCAUUGAGAUGAAUGAUUUUAUUGUUGCACUGUCAUCAGUGCAACCCUCUGCCAAGAGAGAAGGCUUUGUCACAAUCCCUGAUGUGACAUGGGCAGACAUUGGAGCCCUGGAAGAUGUUCGGGAGGAGCUGACCAUGGCAAUAUUGGCACCUGUGCGAAACCCGGAGCAGUUUAAAGCUCUGGGCCUGACUACUCCAGCUGGUGUCCUGCUUGCAGGGCCUCCAGGGUGUGGCAAAACACUGUUAGCUAAGGCCGUGGCAAACGAGUCUGGACUGAACUUCAUAUCUGUGAAAGGUCCUGAGCUGCUAAAUAUGUACGUGGGUGAAAGUGAGCGUGCUGUCCGUCAGGUGUUCCAGCGUGCCAGGAAUUCGGCCCCCUGUGUUAUAUUCUUCGAUGAAGUUGAUGCUUUGUGCCCUCGGAGGUCUGACCGUGAAUCAGGAGCCAGUGUGCGGGUAGUGAACCAGCUCCUCACCGAGAUGGACGGGCUGGAGAAUCGGCAGCAGGUUUUCAUUAUGGCUGCCACAAACAGGCCAGAUAUAAUUGACCCAGCUAUCCUGCGUCCUGGUAGGCUGGAUAAAACACUCUAUGUGGGUUUGCCUCCACCUGAAGAUCGACUUGCUAUUUUAAAGACCAUCACCAAAGAUGGCACCCGGCCUCCCCUAGAUAGUGAUGUGAGCCUGGAGGACAUUGCUUACAGUCAGCACUGUGAUUGCUACACAGGGGCAGACCUUUCAGCUCUCGUGCGUGAAGCUUCCAUUUGUGCCUUGAGACAGGAAAUGGCCCUGCAGAAUACUCAAGGCAAGAAGGGAGAAAUCAAGAUUUCUCAUAAACACUUUGAAGAAGCUUUCAGGAAAGUGAAGUCUUCAGUGUCCAAACAGGAUCAAAUAAUGUAUGAAGAACUGCAUCGGUCGCUGUGCAGGUGAUACAUUUGGACAAUUCCCAAAAGAGACUCACUCUACACUGGUGAAGAGUUCUGAAGUUCUGUGUCUGUUUUCAAGAAGCAGGCUGGAAAGAAGCUGUACUAAAUCCAUCCCUCAACUUUUUAUACUGCACCUAUAAAAAAGGUCAUCACAACCUACUGCUCUAAAGCAUCCAUAAUUUAACUGUCUCCAGAAUAAAAGAUACAAUACAUGCUUCAUUUUUAUAACCA
Messenger RNA from Taeniopygia guttata (zebra finch), 2864 nucleotides. RefSeq names its product nuclear VCP like (gene NVL). Lineage: Eukaryota; Metazoa; Chordata; Aves; Passeriformes; Estrildidae. The record is from RefSeq and is a predicted model, not a curated record. Gene Ontology annotation, molecular function: RNA binding; preribosome binding; ATP binding. Gene Ontology annotation, cellular component: nucleus. Gene Ontology annotation, biological process: ribosome biogenesis.